Trematomus bernacchii (emerald rockcod) is the source of this 4013-nucleotide messenger RNA. RefSeq names its product colony stimulating factor 1b (macrophage) (gene csf1b). NCBI's taxonomy places the organism in Eukaryota, Metazoa, Chordata, Actinopteri, Perciformes, Nototheniidae. The coding region runs from base 197 to 1006 and encodes 269 amino acids. Gene Ontology annotation, cellular component: membrane. Gene Ontology annotation, molecular function: growth factor activity; cytokine activity. The transcript is spliced from 9 exons. The record is from RefSeq and is a predicted model, not a curated record.
AGUCUCGGUUUGAACUCACCCUAGGAGGAGCACAUCAGGCAAUGCCUUUAAGAACAUCGCCACAUGACGAAGUGUCAAGUUUACUUUACAGUAAAUUAUUUUCUCUGGAGUGGAACUGAAUAUAUGAAAAGGAUCUCUUUGCUUCAAUGUGUGUGACAGAGGAGUCUGGUGUUUUCCAUUGUCAAACACGUACCAGAUGACCAUCCUCGUGUCAACCCUGAUUCAGAGCAAAGUUAAGGUAAAGUGUCUGUGUGUACUUAUUUUCCUGAGCUUUCCUCUGACUAUGGCUGAAGUCCCUGGUCCAUGCAGACACUCGAUUACGAGGGAACACCUGCUGACAGUCAGGCAUCUGAUGGAUAACCAGUUGAGAAGUGGAUGCACGAUAUCCUACACAUUCAUAGAACAAAGAAGUUUGAGUAAAUGUUGCUUUGUAAAAGCUGCUUUACCCUGGAUCUUUGAGCUCCUCACCACCCACUUCAAAUACAGUCGGGGUUCAGUCAACGAUGGCUAUGUUCAGUCCCUGAGAGCGCUCAUCCUCAACAUCUACUCUCAGAAAUGUGUGCCUCAGAUGAAUGAAGAGAUUGAGGAUAAGCCAGAGAGUUUUGAGAUGCUCUACAGAGGGUCUACUUCAGAGGCUCUGCAGAAGGCUGCAGAGGUGCUGUCUGUUUACUGGGAACUGGUGACAACGAGCAAUGCACCAGUAGACUGGAGAUGCCAGCAUGAAUACACAGAUAUGUUUGACUCUACCACAACGCUAUACACAGAGUCACCUACAGAAUAUUUUACAGAAAGUUAUGAUAGGAUCUCGGUGAACGCCUCACAGAGAAGAGCAGACAAAGACCUGUACAAGCUUGGCUUCAUCAUCGUCUCUAUCUGCGGAGGACUGCUGUUCAUACUCACUCUCUAUUGUCUCAUCACCAAAAAGAGAACUCACAACCCUCACAGAUCAAGAUCGCAUACAAAUUCAAGCAGAGACAAUCAGGACAUAGAGAUGGAGCAACAAUAAUGCAGCAAAGAACACAUCGCUGCAGCUGCAGAAGGAGCACUCGUGAAGCUGCACAUUUCAUUCGUCUGAACACUUUUUAAUAUCAGUAUUUUGUGUGUAAUGUAUCAUGCUCACUUAUUUAAUCAGAAGCUUGGCUUUGACUGACAGCAAAGAUGGGCCUUAUUUGGAAUAAUAUGGUAUGUAUAUUGUGUUUAUGCAUUAAGUAUUUGCAGAUAUCUUUUCACUAAAAAAGUUUUAUUUUUACACUAGUUAUAUAUGUUGAAUAUUGUGUCUCCAUUUGCUACAACUUAACCAACUGUUUGUAUUGUUGUUUUCCAAAUAUUUCCACAAAUUAUUUAUUAGUUUGACAAUACAAUCACAAUAUUGAUAAUAAAGGUUCCAUCAAUACAAAAUACUAAAUAUAAUGCUCUCACAUGUUGUAGCUAAAAGUGCAUUCUUAUAGGAGCACCAGGAAAUCAAUUGUUAAGUGUGAUAUUGGCCUAUAUUGAGUUUGACUCGCUUUAUGGGGAGUCAAACAUGUUUUUAUCAAAGUCAAAGGGUCUUGCCAGUGCUUUGUCUAGUUCACCUCAUUAUCAGCCUACAUUGUUGAUCAACUCACAGUCCUUCCAACUUAUAAAACUUGUGGCCAAAGAUAACAAAACAGUAUGGUUUCAAUAAGUAUAAUGAUCAAACACAUAGAGCUGUUACUGGCAGAGAGGUUGAGAUACAAUAUCAAUAGAUACACACCAGUCGCUGCUGCAGCUACACAGGAAAUGUCUUCACUGCACAGGGCGUGACAGCAGGAGUUGGUGGGAAUAAUGUGCUACUAUCCAUUACUCAUAUGCAUGCAUGACAUUUUAUCAAUACUGCAUGGUAGUGGCACAUAAUAGGUUAAUACUGAGAAAGAUUGUAGGAUGGACCGAAAGAAAAACACUGCUAUAACAUUUUGUACAAUGUUCAACUGUGUUGCAAUAUGGUCAUGCCAAUAGAGACAUUUGAGACAGAAAGAAACACAUGGAGAGAGAGAGGGGGAGAGGGAGAGAGGGAGAGAGGGAGAGAGGGAGAGACGGCAGUGCAUGUACAUUCCCUCCUGUAGUCAUGACUUUCACUCAUGUUUACUCAGAUACUGAGUCCUGCCCUGUUUUAUAAUCAUAAAUUGCAUAACGUCUGAGUUCGCAAUGAAAUGUAUUCGUCUCGGAGAGGACCACACCAGUAAAAGAUUCCCACAUGUGAUUGUGUGCAUGUGUGCUGGUCUGUAUUUUUUGAUUUGGAAGAAUCUGUGGAAGGAAACAAACAAAACAGUUCUACCCCACAGCGGCUGCAAAACCGUCUACAACCAGCAAUAUAUCAUCAUCCAUAACACACUUCAUUUCACAGUUUAUCAGUGUGUAAAACUUAAUCCAGCAGUAAUCCAUUCUUCGUCACGAGACUUUGCCCCAUGACAAAACAAGGAAAAUAUUUCUAUAAUUCAAUUUAGUGCCUUUCUGAAGAGUAUUAAAGGCAGCUGUGCAAGAUGAAAAGGCAAGUUGUCUUCAACAAUACAUAUUUGGGAACUGCCUUGGACCAGUUAAAGUUGUCAAAAGAGCUGCCGCCCUUUUUCUCUCCCCCAAUCUCUUUGCUUCUUUUACGUUUCAAAUUAGCGGAAACAUAACAUUUGACAGCAACAAAUAAAUCACAGUAAAGGGCACAAGAAACUCUGAAGACAUGUUUUUUUUCCUAAGAUUUAAUAAGUAUAAAAUGGUCGAUAACAAGAUACAAUUAAAUUACACAAACAAUAUAUGAUUCAUAACUUUCUUGCUAAGUGGAUACAAACUGAAUUGCAUCAAAUUCUCAUGUUGUAAAUCCUGACAUUAGCUAGAGUACACGGCUCAAAAGUUACCACCCGAAAGAUAUUUUUAAAAGCGAGGGUUUAGGUAACCAAAACAGCUUAAAUAACCCAACAGCAGUAGGAUGCAGCUAUUAUAGAAACAUACAUAAUUGUCUUUGGAUAAUUCAGACGCUCAUUGUAGGAGUAAUACACAUGUUUAACCUGUAGACAUAAACACGUUACACAACUUGUAAUGUUGAUAAUGAAAAUAUCGAAACAGACGAACAGUGGAAAACUGACUCAAACUGUUUACUAUAAAAGGCGUUGUCAUUUUAAUUAGUAAAUGUGACCUUGCCAAAUAAUAUUAUUAAUUAUGACAAUCUUGGCUGCCUACAGUUUUAUCACCUUGUGCCACAUGGUGGAGGCAAAGGUCCAAACGGAAUCACUAGCUGAUGACAGGAUGCUUUAUACAGGUGAUAUGUUUCCAGACAACAAGCAGAACCUCCAUGGUUAUUAUGAUGAUCUUAUUAUUUUUGCCAGAAUACCCGAUCUAAUAAUAUAACAGUGUGAGGAAAGGAUGUCAGUCAUCUGGCCUUUGGAUAUGUUGUCUUUGUGAUACAUAUGCCUGUCAUCUGGAUUGGUGAUUAUACAGCUCUGGUAUUUCCCGUUGACUAAUACUGGAAUUGUUUAAUGGUUUGAUUGUGAAAACAGCUUUUAUAACACUGCAUUGUCUUAAAUAUGUUUUAACGCUGAAUAAAGUGACAGGUGAAGAGAGAUUGGAGGGGGAUAAGAGAUGAAGUAAGACAUCGGAUGAGUUAAGAGAUAUCAGAGAGAGCGCAGCAAGAGCUAAACCUCAAUAAAGCCAACGCGCCGCAAACAGUAGGCCGCCUCGGCAGGAAUGUCUUUGGCACUGAUCUCAUUGGCAUCCAAUCGCAGCAUUCUCAGACUGGAGAAGUUUGUCAUGUCGAUGGUAUCGCAGAAACUGCUCAGGGAGAACUCUGAAAGACACAUGAGAGAAAUAUGAAGGGAGGCUGCAUGUUCUUGCUGUCCUGUGAGACUUUCCAGGCAGGAACCAGGAUGUUCACAUCAAAACACCGCCAAACUAAACAGAAUUCUGCUGUGCUGUAUUUCCCACAUGGGAUUUUAAGUGUGUCUUUAUAAGAAGGGCUGAGAUGCUGUAUUUCUCACAAUCCAUAUUAAAGCUACUCUUGUUUGAUUAAA